AUGCCGCCCCGAAGGCAGUGGAUUGACCCAAAAACCGCGACGAAAUAUCAGCUCUUCCACCGAUCGCAAAAUGACCCCCUGAUACACGAUCCAGAGGCGGAUGACCGGGUGCUGCACCAGGUCUCUGGCCCUAGGCAGCCCGCCGCAUCAAGUUCGUCGUCGUCAUCGUCAAAGAAAACCUCUAGGAAUCUUGCAGACUUGGAGAAGGAAUUCGGGUCGGAAAACAUCCGCAAGAAUGAGGGAGAGGCUGCUAAUUACGGUAUCUUCUUCGACGACACCAAAUAUGACUACAUGCAACAUUUGAAGGAGCUGGGCACUGGUGGUGGGAAUUCCCACUUCGUGGAAGCAAAGCCCGCCAAAGGCAAAGGCAAGGGGAAGAAAUUGGAGGAUGCUCUGCGGGAGGUGUCACUGGACGACUCUGCGAGUCAGUUUGGGGGAAGCGCAUACGGAUCCGAGUACGGCGGCAGAGGUUACGCUCGAUCAACGGCGUCAUCAUACGUACGGAAACCCUCGUAUCAGGACCAGCAGGACAUUCCAGAUGCAAUCGCAGGGUUCCAGCCUAAUAUGGAUCCCCGUCUCCGGGAAGUAUUGGAAGCUCUUGAUGACGAAGCUUAUGUCGAUGAUGAGGAUAGCGAAGAUGUCUUUGGCGAGCUCACGAAAAACCCCGAGGAGAUGGACCAAGCUGAAUGGGAAGAUACCCUGUUUGAUGAGGAGGACGAAGAUGGAUGGGAGUCAGACGUCACAGAGAAAGCCUAUCCUCAGAAGGAGACGACCGAUGUUCAAUCGUCAUCCGUCGAGGAAAAGAAAGAGCAAGAGCAAGAGAAAGAGAAAGAGAGCACCCAAGAGGGCUCCACUGAGAACAAGGAUCAUCCCGAACUGCCAGACCAUGACAAACCUGUGCCUGACAUGAAACCAGAGGACGCGGAGUGGAUGCGUGAAUUUGCCAAAUACAAAAAGGAUGUCAAGGCCCAGAAGGCCCAGAAAGGCCGUGCAGCCGCCGCUGAUGAAGCCUCUGAACGACGCACAGCCGCAUCUACUCUAUUCACCAUUGGAGGCACUCCAGUCCGGAGGAAGAAACGGAAGGGAGCCCUGACCAACCCAUCUACGUACUCCAUGACGUCUUCCUCGCUGGCCCGGACCGAGCAUAUGAGACUUCUCGACGACCGGUUCGAGCGGAUCGAGGCCCUGUACAAACUCGACGAAGAAGGGGAAGAAUACGACGACGGCGCAUCCAUGGUCAGCGGGAUGACCGGCAUGACCGGCAUGACCGGCAUGACCGGCGUGUCGGGCGUGUCAUCACAAGCGCCAAGCCUGAUCUCUCAGGGCGGACGGCGGUACCACGACGUGCCCCUGCGGAGCGAUUUCGACGAGGUGAUGGACAGCUUCCUCUCCGGCUGGCAGGAUCGGGGCGCCCAGGCGAAGCGGAAGGGCGCCAAGGGCAAACGCGGUAGGAACGGCAACGAGAAAAUCGGCAUGCAGAUGCUGGACGAGAUCAGGAAGGAGUUGGGACCGGCCAGGAUUCCCUCUGGCAAGGUCUCUGGCAAGGCAUAG
Rasamsonia emersonii CBS 393.64 is the source of this 1551-nucleotide messenger RNA. RefSeq names its product Low-temperature viability protein ltv1. Gene Ontology annotation, cellular component: cytosol; nucleus; preribosome, small subunit precursor. Gene Ontology annotation, biological process: ribosomal small subunit biogenesis; ribosomal small subunit export from nucleus. NCBI's taxonomy places the organism in Eukaryota, Fungi, Ascomycota, Eurotiomycetes, Eurotiales, Trichocomaceae. The coding region runs from base 1 to 1551 and encodes 516 amino acids. The transcript is spliced from 2 exons. The record is from RefSeq and is a predicted model, not a curated record.